Molecule: messenger RNA, 1271 nt
Organism: Sarcophilus harrisii (Tasmanian devil)
Lineage: Eukaryota; Metazoa; Chordata; Mammalia; Dasyuromorphia; Dasyuridae
Product: neural Wiskott-Aldrich syndrome protein-like
Exons: 1
Coding region: 791-1258 (155 amino acids)
Source: RefSeq, a predicted model, not a curated record
UCGGGGCGCUCACAUGACCGAGGGGCGGGGCGAAGAGGGUUCCCGGGCGUGUAAACCACCGCUGCGGACGUCCAGAAAAAUGAGAGGGAGGAGCCGUUGCCCAGGAAGCUCCCGUUGCCCCCCGCCCCCACCCCCAGCACGCGACCCCUCCCCUCUCUGCCCCGCCCGCCCGCCGGCCGGCCGGCCUCGCUCCCAACCGGCUUCUCUGCUUUCCCACGGCGCGAGGCCGCCGCGUCCCGAGGGCGGCUCCUCCUCUCCCCUCCCCCACCCCGCCCUCGGCCGCAGAGCGGGGAGGGGCCGCCCGACCCAGCCGAAGCCGAGCCGGGUGACACCGCGCGCUCCCUCCCCCGGCGCGCCCCGCCCCGCCCCGAGCCGAGGCGCGCGCGCGCCCCCGGCAGGCGCCGGCAUGCUAAUGAAUGGGGGCGGGGCGGGGGCGCGCGGCGGCCUCGUGCCCGCGCGUGCCGGGGGGGACGCAAUUGUGAGGUGGCCGUGACGCACAUUCCGGGGUUCUUAAGGGGCUGCGGCGGCGGCGCCGGAGCCGGUAUCGGGAGGAGGAGGAGGAGGCGGCCGUCAGGGGGGGAGGGAGGGCGCCCAGCCGGCCCAGCCCGCCCAGUGACGGUGUGUCUCACGGACCUCCCCCCCUCCCCUCCUCCCUCCAACACGCAACCCCCCCACAGCCCCGCGCCCGCCGCAGCCCCGGGCCGCUCCCGGCGUCGGUGGGGGGGCCGGCCGAGGCGAGGGGGGGCGGUCCGGCGGGGCCCCCUCGGAGCCCCGCGGCCGCGCCUGAUAAAUGGGGGAUUACGGCUUCGGGCUAGUGCAGAGCGCCCCGCUCGGCAGCAGCAGCCCCGGCCCCCUGUUCAGCGGCGGCGCCUUCCGAACCCCCCAGCUCUGCCCCUCCCUGCUCCCGGCCGCCGCCGCCGCCGCCGCCGCCGCCGCGCACGGCCGGACCAUGCAGGAUGAGCUGCUGCUGGGGCUGACACCGCCGCCGCCCGACCCCGCCCGCACCGCCCCGCCUCCGCGCCGCCCUCCCCCCCCCAGGACCCGCCGCCCAGCAGCCACAGGAGGAAGGAGCCGGCCGGCCCCCGCCCCUCCCAGCAGCCGCCGCCGCCGCCGCUCCCCACCCCCGGCCAGUCCGGCUCCCGGCAGCAGCCGCAGCAGCCGCAGCCCCGCGCCCGGCCCGGCCCGCCCCCGCACCAGCACCACGGGCCGCCCGCCGAGCCCCCCGACGCGGCCGCGGCCCCCUCGACGCCCUCGCUGAGCCUGCUGGCCCC